Molecule: messenger RNA, 1137 nt
Organism: Xylaria bambusicola
Lineage: Eukaryota; Fungi; Ascomycota; Sordariomycetes; Xylariales; Xylariaceae
Product: ceramidase
Exons: 3
Coding region: 257-1051 (264 amino acids)
Biological process (GO): ceramide catabolic process; ceramide biosynthetic process
Cellular component (GO): endoplasmic reticulum membrane
Source: RefSeq, a predicted model, not a curated record
AGAAAAGGAGCACUUCUUGGCGCGUUCUCGGAAAGGAGAGAUGUUCCUAAUCGGGUCACACAACUCAGGACAGUCCAGCCACACACAACAGCCACAAGACCUUGGCCCGUGCGAUACGCGAUGCGCGUCGUGAUAGGUACUUGAAAACGUAUGUUUCCCAAUUUCAAAUUCAUAAAAGCAUUUGUCCGAACACAUCCGAUAUUGGCAGAACCAACUGCCACAUGUUUUUCAGCGGAUCUAGUUCUCAUCAAAUGACAUGGGGCAUCACAACCACCACUUCGCCGGUGAUCGCCACGCACUGAGUGGGGUAUGGAGCCCUCCAACAAGCAGCGCAAAUUUCUGCGAGGAAGACUAUGCCGUGACUAGAUAUUUCGCCGAGUUCAUCAACACUCUGACAAACCUAGCUUAUGUACUCUUCGCUCUUCAAUACAUGUACGGCCCUGGAAGCCGUGGUCUCCUUUCGCCAAAGACCGACUUCAUGUCUGUUUCUCUGCUUGUUCUCGGAAUUGCCUCAUUUCUGUUCCACGCAACUCUCCGGCACGGUUUUCAGUUUGGAGAUGAGCUUGCAAUGCUCGGACUUGUUUGGUCCAUACUGCAGGGAUCUCUUGUAGUUCGGCGUUCAUCCGUUUACGAUCGAUUCGUCAAUAUCUGUCUAGCCACAGUCUUCCCCCUCUUCGGGGCGUUUUAUGUCUGGACGGGAAAGAUCAUCUAUCACGUAAUAGGAUUCGCUAUUGCAAUCGGCCUGAUAAUUUUACGAGGCAUCUACUUGUUCUACUUGCGGAAACCUGCAUUUCCGCAAGACAAGGUCGCAGAGUGGAGAGUUCGAGGUCGGAUAGCUCUGAUCUUGAUGGGUGUCGCCUACAUUCUCUGGAAUAUAGACCUGGAGUUCUGCGCAGAGCUAAGGAAACUCCGAGAAGAUAUCGGGUUGCCUUGGGCUUGGCUCUUAGAAUUCCAUGGAUGGUGGCAUAUCUUGACAGCUAUGAGUGCGGCCCGCGUCAUGGAUAUUGUGAGAGAAGUCCGAAAACGAGUGAAAGAGGACACGGAGGAAUAGACGAAUUUAACUAAGCCCUAGAGUCAACCGAAGAGCAGUAACAGUACUAGAUGACGCUAUAAGCUCGUAAACACAAAAAUUGACAA